AAUUCUUUGGGUGAAUACUACGCAUAUAAUUCUAGUUAUCAUCGUUUAUCACUAAUAAGUACAGCGUAGAUCUUCUUUUAAAUGGUUUCUCGACCAUCGGACUUGCAAUAUAUUGCACACUUAAGUAUUUUACUACGUAUAUUAAUGGCAGUAAAUUGAAAGAGCUUAUGGAACAAGUGCGGCAUGAUUGGAAUUCUCUAAAAGAGGAAGAGGAACUUAAAAUAAUACACAAUCGCGCUAAUGUCGGAAGAUCCUGUAUAAUCGCUUUGUUAAUAUGGCUGUACUCAACGUUCUUUCUCAUUGUUUUAAUACUUAUUUCACCAAAUAUUCUUAAUAUCGUGAUGCCAUUAAACGAAUCGCGACAAUCGUGGCAGCUUCCUACCACAAUGGAAUUUUUUAUCGAUCGGGAGAAAUACAUCGAAUUAUUAACAUUGUAUUUGUUCGUGACAGCUUUUAUCGGUCUUAGCACGAUGAUAAGCAAAGAAAUGUUCUUGCUAAUGUAUGUGCAACACACAUGUGCGAUGUUUCAAAUCACUAGUUAUCGAAUCGAACGUACUGUAAACAAAAACCAUACGAAAUCGUUACUCUCUGCAGAAAAAUUCAAUAGUCAUAAAAGCAUCGUGGAGGCUAUCGAUAGUCAUCAAAACGUUAUCAAGUUCGUCGAUUCCCUCAAAUCCACUUUCUCAGUUACUCAUUUAUUUGCGAUUUCUAUCGGCGUUGCAUCGUUAAGCAUCAACCUAUAUCUUUUUUGCGAGAGCAUCAUGGCGAAAGAUAUUGGCAGUAUGAGCAUGUUGUUCUUAUACGUUUCCACUCAUUUUGGCUACAUGUUUUUUUUUAACUACAUUGGUCAGUUAGUAAUAGAUCAUAGCGACGAUAUAUUUAAGAAAAUAUGCAACACUCGAUGGUACGCGGCUCCAUUGAACACGCAAAAAUGUCUCAUGAUGAUAACGCACCGAAGUAUGAAGACUUCCACAUUGAUGGUUUGCCUUGGCCUGUUCUUGCCGUCUUUGGAAGGUUUCACUACGCUCGUCAGCUCGUCGUUAUCAUACUUUAUGGUAAUUUAUUCUGUGCGCCGAUAGCAAUCACAGGAUGUAAGUAGUAAUAAUCCACCAUUGUGAUUGAUAAACACUUUUACGAAGGAAAAUAAUGUUAGAUAAGAAGUAACAUCUCUAAACUGUCAGGAAAUUGGAAUCUAUUGUAUAUCCGUUUAUACUCAAACAUCCUGAUAUUAAACUAAAUGCGAGCUAAUAUAUUUCUCUAAAUAAUUAAAAUAAAUUCUCAAUGUUGAAUAAUCUAUACGACUUGAUUU
Temnothorax curvispinosus is the source of this 1309-nucleotide messenger RNA. Its product is annotated as odorant receptor 85b-like. The transcript is spliced from 8 exons. NCBI's taxonomy places the organism in Eukaryota, Metazoa, Arthropoda, Insecta, Hymenoptera, Formicidae. Gene Ontology annotation, cellular component: plasma membrane. The coding region runs from base 168 to 1079 and encodes 303 amino acids. The record is from RefSeq and is a predicted model, not a curated record. Gene Ontology annotation, molecular function: odorant binding; olfactory receptor activity. Gene Ontology annotation, biological process: detection of chemical stimulus involved in sensory perception of smell; sensory perception of smell.